AUGACGACGGACGUGGGCCUGUGUCGCUCAGAGUUGCCUGGGCCAGCUUCCCAAGUGGGGAGUCAGUUGCCCACUUUUGGUUCAGCAUUGUUCUGGAAAGAUUAUCUCGUUUUUGUGGUGCUCUUCGUGGGUCUGAAUGUGGCAACUGGGGUUAACGCGAGAGGCAAAGUCCGGCCUUUGCCAUUUCUUGCGCGCCUCGUCUCUUCCCGUUCAGGGAGCGCGUCUUCCACCUGGAGUAAGAGUGUGGAGGACGCAGAACCUGCAAGGAUCGUGCGCAACCCAAAUGAGAGCUUAGUGACCGGCUGCGCCGGCGGUACUUGCCUGGUCCGGGCGGCCAAGACAAUCCCAGCGGUGCUCAAAGAGCAAGCAGCCCGGAUUCCAGAUGCUACAUUUCUCGAAAUCUGGGUGCCUGGAAGGGGGGUUAUUCGAAGUUUAAGUUUUCGCGAAUUUGCCAGUAUGGUGCAGAGCGCAGCUGGAUGGUUGAAGGCAAAGGGCGUCGUGGCUCAGGAGCAUAUUGGAAUCCUCUCGCAGGACACAUUAGAUUACAAGGUCCUCUUACUUGCAUGUAUGCAGCUUGGAGCUGUGCCUGUUCUGCUUAGUUGGAGGCAGCCCCUGGCUAUUCAAGAAGCCAUGUUGUCCGCGGCUAAGUGUACAAAGCUUUUGGCCUCUUGCCAUUAUGAGGCAGCCGCCAAACAGUUGGUCAAGCAGGUCGAUGUCCAGCUUCUCUUGAUGCAAGGAAUGACUUGGCAGGAGGGUGAGGAGAGUGAGGAGCCCGGCGAGGAGACCGACGGAGACGACAGCCCCGUGGCAGUCAUCCUUUUCACCUCAGGUAGUACGUCCACGCCUAAGGCCGUCCCCCACCGCCACAGCAGCCUGCUGUGGAAUUGCCGGAACAUCUCACGCGAGAAGUCCGAGGCUGUGCUGUUUCCAAACGCUGGGACAGUUUGUUUCCUGCCGAACUUCCAUGCCAUCGCCUUGACCGUGAACUUCAUUUUCAACCUCUACGCAGGGAUCCGCUGUGCAGUUUUGGAUGCGCCGGAAUCGAGUCCGGUGACCGUGGACUUGCUACUGGGAGCUUGUAAAGAUCUUCGGCCUACAGUCCUGAGCACGGUCCCCUGGGUGAUUGAGGCGAUCUGCAAAGAGCUGGAAAGAGGUGAAGAAGCAGCUUCCUAUGCGGCUGUUUGUGGGCGUUUGCAUCACAUUGCCUUUGCAGGGGCGCAGUUGCCCCGAGGCUGCUCCGAGGUUUGCAGGAUGCAUGGGAUCAAACUGCAGGUGGAUUACGGGCAAACAGAGUUGGGCGGGCCUCUUCUCUUUGGCCGCUUAGGCGCCAGGGCAGACUUGCUACAGCCAGUGGCUGGUGCCACCUACUCCUUUCGUUCUUUGCUCAAUUCGUCGGAGGAGCCACGGCGUGGUGAGCUGGUGCUCCACGGCGCAGAAUCUGCGGCACAGGCGUACCUAAAAGGCGGCCAGGGCCGCCCACUGACGGGUCCAGGGCAGCUGACAGUGGAGGAGUACUGGACAGGGGAUAUCUUCGAAGAAGUUGAGUGGGACGGCUCCACAUGGCUUCGUCACGUGUCUCGCAGCGAUGAUCUCCUUGUCCAUACGAGUGGAGAGAUGACGAACCCGCUGCCCAUGGAGAAGGUGCUGGGUCGCCUCGGGCUUCGGGCCUGCGUGGUUGGCGACCGUUUUCCACGGCCGCUUCUGGUCCUUGAGGCAGAGCGAGCCAAGGAGAAGAAUGCCUCCGAGCUUUGGAUCGCCAUCGAGGAGUGCAACGCCUUGCAGCCCGAAUGGUCCCGAGUCUUGCCACAGCACGUGGUCUUGAGCCAGGACAUGCCCGUGAGCGUCAAAGGCGAGAUCCAGCGGCAGUCGUUGCAGAAAUGCAUGGAGCCCACGCUCUCCUGGCUGAUGUUGGGCGGGCCUUCUCCAGAUGCGGAUGCAGCGGCAGCAGCAACAUGGCUAAUGGAAAACCUGGAGAGCAAGGAGCCUUCCUUUGAUUCGCUUGCGAUGGCAAGGGAUCAGAAACCUCCAGCAGAACUUGGCCACUUCUAUUUUGCCAUGAUGAUGGGUGUGUUCCUGGGUCACCAUUCCUUCCUUGUCCGCAGAAUUCUGGACGACAAGGCUGCAGGGAAGUAUCACGCUCUGAACAAUUUGUGGGGCACCAUGUCCAUGCAAGGAUUUGCGAUGUAUGCAGGGUAUGUGGACGAGCGAGAAUCUCCAACAUUCCGCUCGCUCGGACAGCUGCUUAUCCCAUGGGUUUUUGGACGCCUCCUGAAAUUAGCGAAACCCGGAGUCGAUAGCAGCUGUGACUAUCCUUGGUUCUUCAUGUUCAUGUUUUGGGCACGGCUUCUGCACAUUGUCACGCGUUCUCUGCUUCCGCGCCGGGCUGCAUGGGCAGUGCGGCUCGUGCUUGCAUCUGCCUUACACUUUGGAACAGGCUUCACUGCUGCCAAGAAUUUUCUGGAUAUUGAAGGAGGUGAUCCGCAGCCGCUGGCAGUGGCUCUCGUGCCUUAUACUCGCCAGGCCGGUUCGCACCUGUUUCUGUGGUACUUUGGCUUUGGGGCACUGCUUGGCUGGAUCAAACCCUUCUUAGUGAAGACUGCUAUUUGCAAGUGCUGCGCAGCAUUGCUGCUGACCGCCGUGAUGACAUACUUCAGCAGCAUAAACUACGAGUACGAGCGUGAUCCUUCAUCUGGCGCGGGCUACAGUGGAGUGGCAGGGGAUGUGGGUCAUGACAUGUUCGUGGACAUCGUGCAUUGUUUCCUGUCCUUUCUGGCUCUUCUUUGUGUUCUCAUCCUUGUGCCGCGCCAGAAGACGGCCUUUAGUGAUGCAGGUGGCAAUUCAGCGAGGGCAUACCUGCAAGGCCAGAGAAACUUGGCCACAAUGUUCUUUGCAAGCACAUACCUUCUUGUAGAUCAGUUGGCUGGAACGCAGUCAGAGACAAGGUUUCUUUGUGCCGUAGCGGCGACAUGCUGUAUAUGUCUGUUCGUAAGUUUGGGGAUGGAGCCGUGCCUGCCCUCCUGCCUGCACGGUAUCCCUGCAACUGUCAUCUAUGUGACAGUGCUUUUUGGACAAGCGUACCUCUGCAGCAUCCUCGCUUACUAG
Molecule: messenger RNA, 3102 nt
Organism: Symbiodinium sp. CCMP2592
Lineage: Eukaryota; Dinophyceae; Suessiales; Symbiodiniaceae
Source: the annotation of a GenBank genome assembly